AUGCCUGAGCUUCUCAACCUGCUGACGCUUCCUCUUGAGAUCCGUCUGACGAUAUGGCGCUACGCUAUCCCACCCUACGCCGAAGCUGAUUGCUGCGAGGAAGGCUCUCUGUCGUCUUACCGCCGCAUCCAUUCCAACAUAUGGUACCGAUCACCUGUCCUUCCAGCUUUCAAGUACCCACAGCCCCGCACUCCACUACGUCUCAUCAACCGCCAGGCCAACACCGAGAUCAAGUCCAGCAUUCCACUCCCACCCCUGAUUGGACGGGCAUGCGACUUCAUGUGCCUCCGUCGGGCCCUCAACAUCAUUUCCAAUCGCUCAUCGUCAGCCAAUGAGCUAGAGCUCGCACACUUCGCUGCCAUCAAGGUCACGAGCGAGCGCAUCAACCUCUUCCGGCCUCUCUACUCGACUUCCGGCGAGGAGACGGGCUACACGGUCUCGCUCAGAAGCAGCGAGGCGGACAACAACGCUCGUGUCCAACGCCUUGCUCAGAGCUUUGUGAAUGAGCUGCAGUAUCAUUUUGGCGAGGCGCGUUUGGCACACUCACAGUCGAGUGACGCUGCAAACUCGCCGUUUUCCGUCGAGGUGGAGAUGCUCUUUGAAGUCGGAGACUCCUCGCUCCACUGGGCAGAAUCAAACCGAGGAGGGGACUCAUGUUGUGCAGUCGCUAUGGGGGAGUUGUAUGACUGA
Cyphellophora europaea CBS 101466 is the source of this 690-nucleotide messenger RNA. RefSeq lists its product as uncharacterized. NCBI's taxonomy places the organism in Eukaryota, Fungi, Ascomycota, Eurotiomycetes, Chaetothyriales, Cyphellophoraceae. The coding region runs from base 1 to 690 and encodes 229 amino acids. The transcript has a single exon. The record is from RefSeq and is a predicted model, not a curated record.